This is a messenger RNA of Herpailurus yagouaroundi (jaguarundi), 2629 nucleotides long. It is a transcript of the gene ABHD17B, whose product is annotated as abhydrolase domain containing 17B, depalmitoylase. Gene Ontology annotation, biological process: regulation of postsynapse organization; protein depalmitoylation. Gene Ontology annotation, cellular component: endosome membrane; plasma membrane. The coding region runs from base 429 to 1295 and encodes 288 amino acids. The transcript has 4 exons. Gene Ontology annotation, molecular function: palmitoyl-(protein) hydrolase activity. NCBI's taxonomy places the organism in Eukaryota, Metazoa, Chordata, Mammalia, Carnivora, Felidae. The record is from RefSeq and is a predicted model, not a curated record.
GAAAGACCUCGCUGGGUCUGGGUGGUGUCUGCAGUGCCAGAAAGGGAGGUGGCGGCGGCGGCUGCGACCACGGCCGCGCGGGACGUGAGGCCCGAGAGCAGCCGACGGCGGCGGCCGCUCCAGAGCCUCGCGCCGGGGCCGUUAGUCAGCAGAACGCGAGCCCGUGUGCGGGAGCUGGGCCGGCGCGAGGCGAGACUCCAGAGCGCGAGCCGGCCCCCUCGGGCGCCGCCGUCCCUCCUCGUCCCGGCGCCGGGGGCUGCAGCCCUCGUCCCCCCCUCCUCGGCCGCGCCCGCCCGCAGGCCGGGAGAGUCCGGCGGUGGCGGCGGCAGCAGCGUGGGUCGCACCUUGUGGAGGACAGCGCGUCCGCACAGGCUCUCUGCCGGCCCUUUCUUCCCGACACCUUGGCCGCGGCCCCUCAGGUGCAGAAGAUGAAUAAUCUUUCAUUCAGUGAGUUAUGUUGCCUCUUCUGCUGUCCACCUUGCCCUGGGAAAAUUGCUUCAAAAUUAGCAUUUUUGCCACCUGAUCCAACAUAUACACUGAUGUGUGAUGAAAGUGGAAGCCGCUGGACUUUACACCUAUCAGAACGAGCAGACUGGCAGUACUCUUCUAGGGAAAAAGAUGCUAUUGAGUGUUUCAUGACUCGAACCAGUAAAGGCAACAGAAUUGCCUGCAUGUUUGUGCGCUGUUCACCCAAUGCCAAGUACACUUUACUCUUCUCACAUGGAAAUGCUGUUGAUCUUGGUCAGAUGAGCAGCUUUUACAUAGGACUGGGAUCACGGAUUAAUUGUAAUAUAUUCUCAUAUGAUUAUUCUGGAUAUGGCGCAAGUUCUGGGAAACCAACGGAGAAGAACCUCUAUGCAGAUAUAGAAGCUGCUUGGCUUGCUCUUAGGACAAGAUAUGGCAUUCGCCCUGAAAAUGUGAUUAUAUAUGGCCAAAGUAUAGGGACAGUACCAUCUGUGGAUCUUGCUGCUCGGUAUGAGAGUGCUGCUGUUAUUCUUCAUUCUCCUUUGACCUCGGGAAUGCGAGUCGCUUUUCCUGAUACCAAGAAGACCUACUGUUUUGAUGCAUUCCCAAACAUUGACAAAAUCUCUAAGAUAACCUCCCCAGUAUUAAUAAUUCAUGGGACUGAAGAUGAAGUCAUUGACUUUUCACAUGGCCUCGCAUUGUUCGAGCGUUGCCAAAGACCUGUGGAGCCUCUGUGGGUUGAAGGGGCAGGUCACAAUGAUGUGGAACUUUAUGGACAGUACCUCGAAAGGUUGAAACAGUUUGUGUCACAGGAACUGGUAAAUUUGUAAAAUAUUCUGUAAAUUUGCAUACUGGGUUUUCUUUCCUUGCUGAACUGCACUCUUUGGUAAAUAACAUAAAACCUGAAGGUUUUGUUUGCAAAUCAUGUCAGUUGCCUUCAUAAUUGUACAGGUAAUGAUUUGUUAACAGACUUAAUGAAGGUUUUAAUUACCAGAACUAGAAACUGGAAAUAACAGUAUCAUGCAGUCAAGCUGUGUAAUUUAUAUUUUUCCUGUGAAUUUUUUUUUAAACAUCAAAAUGAGUACUGUAUGAAAUUUUAAUUCUAUAAAAUCAAAUGCUGUAAAAGUAUUGCCAAAUGCUUUUGCAUAUCAGAAACAGAUUUAUAAAUAUUUUUAAAACAUCUCAAUGUACUAAAUCUUAUCCAGGUAUACAAAUGUAAUAUUCUUUCAAUAAAAAGCUGUAUAUCUAAAACAAUUCAAGUACUCAUAAUAGAAUAAACUGUAUGAAAAUGUGCAAGUUCACUAGAGAUGACCUAAGCCCUGUUGUACAGGGAUAAAGGUUUAAACACUUAUUUUAUUGUAAAGUACAUUGAAUUUUCUGUAUUCUCUGGUUAUCAUACAUUUUCUCCUUAAAAAACAAAUGAUGUAAGUCUUAAUUUUUAUGCCAUCUAUUAAUUUACCAACUAGUUACCUUGUAAAUGAGAAGUCAUGAUAGCACUGAAUUUUAACUAGUUCUGAUUUAUAGGUUUGGUACUAUGAGGCAACUACUUAAAAUUCUCAUUUUUGUUUUUUAAAAGGCAUUUAGAGCUUCAAGAAUGAUUUUGUAUGCAAUGUUGUUUUAAAUUUUGACUAAUCUCAUAGAAUUGCUGUACUCUCCAUUAUAAGAAAACCUGAGAGUCCGUUCAUUAGAUGUUCUUCAAGACCACAAACAGGCUGGCUAUUUGGUCAUUUUUCACUUUGGCUAUUUUUAAUAGGACCUGUUGUUUUAGAUUACUAUCUGAGAAUUUCAUGGAUUCACUCCUGAUACAGGAGAUAAGAGAACAUUUAAUUCAUAACUUUUAUAUUAACCAAUGUAGUAAAAAACAAAGCUCACACACAAAAACUAAGUUGCCUUUCCUUGAAUGAAUCCUGCCUGAAUAAAACAAUGAAAGAAAAAUAAAAAUAAAAUUAAUGGUAUGUAGUCUAAUUUGUAAAUGAAUGAAUAUUGAAAUAAUACACACUGUGGAUAUAUUUUAAGGCCUUAUGUAGUUUUAAUUGUUCUGCUUGUUCUGUGGUUAUGUCUAAGACUAUAGUAUAUGAUUCUCUUCAAAGUAUAUCAAGUAUUGUGAAUGCUUUGGUUCAGAUGUGUCAAAUUAACAGUAAAACAACAAAUAUAAUACCACCCA